This is a messenger RNA of Spodoptera exigua (beet armyworm), 3649 nucleotides long. Lineage: Eukaryota; Metazoa; Arthropoda; Insecta; Lepidoptera; Noctuidae. The record is from the annotation of a GenBank genome assembly.
CAACAGUGAGCAUUGUGAAUGUGAAUGUGGUGGAGUUUAAGGUUAUGUACAUGUUUAUUUUCUGUUCUGUAGCUUCUUUCUCAGGUCUAACGUAAAAUGGAAGUUGAUUUACCGAGCUGUGUUCAGGCCCGACUUAAGUCGGAUACCGGCGAAGAGACAGGCAGUCCAUUAGAUCUGCCAUUAAAUAUUACAAGAGAUCAACUGCAGCUAAUAUGUAAUGCACUCUUACAAGAAGAAGACAAGCCAUUCCUAUUUUUCGUUAAAGAUGUUGAAAUUACAAACAGUUUGAAGGAUGCACUUGAUAUAAAAAAUUUGAACUCUGAAGAAGUUGUUGAAAUCAUAUACCAGCAGCAAGCUGUGUUCAGAGUAAGACCAGUUACCAGAUGUACCAGCUCAAUACCCGGCCAUGCAGAAGCAGUAAUAUCAACAAGUUUCAGUCCAUCAGGCAAGCAGCUAGCCAGUGGUUCAGGAGACACCACUGUAAGAUUCUGGGACAUUGCCACCCAAACACCAUUACAUGUGUGUAAAGGUCAUGCCAAUUGGGUUCUUUGUAUAAGUUGGUCCCCUGAUGGUUUAAAAUUAGCUUCUGCCUGCAAACAAGGUCGGGUGAUAAUUUGGGACCCAAAGACCGGAAAUCAGGUUGGAAAAACUAUGGUAGGACACAAGCAAUGGAUCACUGCACUUGCAUGGGAACCUUAUCAUAAAAAUCCAGAUUGCAGAAAACUGGCCAGUUCCUCUAAGGAUGGGGAUGUAAGAAUAUGGGAUACAGUAACAGGUCUCACAGUGUUAAGUCUGACAGGACAUGCGAAAGCAGUAACAUCUGUUAAGUGGGGUGGUAAUGGGUUGAUCUAUACAUCUUCUCAAGAUAGGACAAUAAAGGUAUGGAGAGCUGAUGAUGGAGUGCUCUGCAGAACAUUGGAAGGACAUGCCCAUUGGGUAAAUACAUUAGCUCUUAGUACAGACUAUGUUUUACGAACUGGACCUUUCCAUCCAAUUACUGACCAACAAUCGGCCGUUAGUGACAAGAGUAUAUUACAACAACGAGCCCUCGAAAGGUAUGAAGCAGUAUGUGGAAAGAGUGAGGAACGUCUAGUAUCUGGAUCAGACGAUUUCACGUUGUUCCUCUGGCUACCUGAAAAAGAAAAAAAGCCACUUGCUCGAAUGACAGGCCAUCAACAACUCAUUAAUGAUGUAAAAUUUUCCCCAGACACAAGAAUUAUAGCAUCAGCUUCAUUUGACAAAUCAGUGAAACUGUGGGAUGCGGCCACUGGCAAGUUCAUAACAACCCUUAGAGGACAUGUGCAAGCAGUUUAUAUGGUGGCAUGGUCAGCAGAUUCAAGACUUCUUUUGAGCUCCAGUGCAGAUUCCACUUUGAAAGUUUGGAAUAUGAAAAUAAAAAAAUUGGAAUUGGAUCUCCCCGGGCAUGCUGAUGAGGUAUAUGCUGUAGACUGGUCACCUGACGGAGCAUAUGUGGCAUCAGGGGGAAAAGACAAAGUAUUAAAAUUAUGGCAACAUUAAAUGAAAACAGUUCAACAUCUUUACAUGGAAAUACAACUUUAUUGUAAUAAUAAUAAACCUGUUACAUACAAUAUUUUUGUAAAAAUAAAUAAAUGAGUUUCACUUAAUUUUAAUGCUCUUUUUAACAUUGGCUUUUAUUCCUGAUGCUUCCCCAGCAUAUCUUGUAAUCUCUGUCCUGGGUUCACGUACGGCUCCCUUCCUCCUUAUCUUAGCCUUCCUAUAUUUAAGCUUAUGUUUAACUCUAGGGUUUCUUUGAUCUUUCUUUCUAUGAGGUGUUAAGCCUUUGUUUUUAGCAAUUUGAUAUGUAAUUUCACGUUUUUCCCCAACAUCUUCGGGUACUAUAUCUUGUGAUGAGGUAGAAGGUUUAUUGUCUUCAGUCUCAAUUUCAUUAGGAGAAACAUCAUUGUCAGAGAAUCCACUCUCUUCAGAUUCAUCAUUGUUUCUUUGAACAUCAAUAUCUUGGUUGGUUUUUAAUAAAUCAUUUCCUUCAUAUUGAUCUUCAUCAUCAGAAACACCAGUAUCUUCACCUUCAUCCUUUUCAAUUGCAUUUAGAAGUUUCAAUUUCUUGGGUUUAGACUCUGGAGAUGCUCUUCCUGAUUUACGUUUCUUGUCAUUCUUUUGGUUCCUUAUUUCAGUUACAUGCAACUCCAAGUUAUUUCUGACAGCAAGUAAUAUUCUGUCUAUUUGAGGUUUUAUAACUUCCAAAUAAAUUGGUUCCAUUUUAUUUAACAUUUGUCUAUACUGGUAUAACCUUUUUAUUACAGGAUGAUUCUGAAUAUUAAUUCUUUGACUUUUAAGUAGUAAAUAGAAACUUAUAUUAGUACAGUAAUUUAAAAUGAGGUCAUAAUUAGUUUUGACAAAUUUUGAGGCGGGACAAGUGGGAAGCUUGCCGUCUUUGACAAGUUCCAGAAGGGGAUGUAAAUCAUCCUUUGCAACUGUUAAUUUAGAUUUGAAAUCAUCAAUAAGACCCGCAAAUUCAGGACUUUCUUUCUCAAGUAGCUGUAACUUUUGCCUUUUUGACAUUUGACUUAAAUCACUUUUUAUCACAGUUUGUUUUUCUUCAACAUCAGUGACCUGCUUUGUUAAAAAGUCUAGUUUAAAAUCUUCUUCUCCAAGCUGUUCUAAGAGUCUUUUUUGAAUAUCUUUCGCUUCUUUUUCUUCCAUAAGAGCUAUUUCUUCAUCAUUACCAAAACCUCCAUAGUCCUCAUCAACAUAAUCAGUUGCAUAAUAUGAUCUUUUCUUUUUGCCCCAAGCUUUUGAAUCAGGUAAAUCAUCAUCAGAUUGUUCUUGUCCUUCUACAUCACUAUCUGCUAUUCCUAAAUCAUCCUUUUCAUUGUCAGAGUCACCAGAUUCAGAAAAAGCAUACAUUUCUUCUUCACUCUCUGAGUCAUCAUGUUUUCUCUUUCGCACCUUCUCCAGUAAUCUUCUCUCUUUAGGUGUAUAUUCAUCUUCUGAAUCGGAAGGUUCAUAGUUACCCUUCAUGUCAAAAUUAGACUUGACCCUGUAAUAAAACAAAAUAGACAUUUAAAGUUAAAGGCUUAAAAAUAAUCAUUUGAAUAUGUACUGAGCAUUGAAUUACUUCACAGCUGGUGACAAACCUACAGUCAAUGAGAUACCACCAAGUCUUGUUGCCAGCAAAUAUAAAGAAUUUUAUUGAUCUACAGGUGACGGUCAGAAGUUAUAUUCAGUGAAUCCCUAGUUGAAAAACAUUAAUGCAGAUUAAUAAAUGUGAAAACGGAUAACUGGGACGAUUGCCAUCUUUGAUUUCAAUGACAAGCAGCAAGGCAUUAAAUACCACAUUGUGUCGUGACAAUAUACUUAGAUAUAAUUUAUAUGACAAAUGUUUAAAACUUAUUUGUAUGGUUUUAAAUGACAGUAAAUAAUAACUUACUUGAUUUUAUCUGCCAUUAUUCCUGUAGAUGUUGGUUGAGAGCAUAGAAAUGAAUUGUAGAAGAGCCGUAAGGUUAGUCCAUUCCUUAGGAUCGUGUUUUAUCCUAAGCUUUAUAUGAUGUGCAGACAACGAAGCGAGUUAAAAAGCAAUGGAAAUAUAAACAAAAUUUAGUUUUUCAGUAGGUAGAGAAUAAAAUUAUUUAUUUUAAUCCGUGCCUCGUUGUUACAAUGCACAAAUGUA